AUGGCAGCGCCGGGCGGCAGGUUGGAGCCGCCGCCUCUCCCCGAGUACAGCUGCAGCUACGUGGUGUCGCGGCCGGUCUACAGCGAGCUCGCCUUCCAGCAGCAGUACGAGCGGCGCCUGCAGGAGCGCAAGACGCUGCGGGAGAGCCUGGCCAAGGGCUGCAGUUGUUCAAGAAAGAGAACCCUUGGUGUGCUGAAGACCCUCCUGCCCAUCUUGGACUGGCUCCCCAAAUACCGGAUCAAGGAAUGGCUGCUUAAUGAUACCAUUUCGGGAGUUAGUACUGGGCUAGUGGGGACACUGCAAGGCAUGGCGUACGCUCUACUAGCUGCUGUUCCUGUUGGAUAUGGUCUCUACUCUGCUUUUUUUCCUAUCCUGACAUACUUUAUCUUCGGAACAUCAAGACACAUCUCAGUUGGACCUUUCCCAGUGGUCAGUUUAAUGGUGGGAUCUGUUGUUCUGAGCAUGGCCCCCGACGAACACUUUCUCGUAUCCAGCAGUAAUGGAACGACACUGAAUACCACCAUGAUAGACUCUGCAGCUAGAGAUGCAGCAAGAGUAUUGAUUGCGAGCACCCUUACUCUUUUGGUUGGAAUCAUACAGUUGAUAUUUGGAGGUUUGCAGAUUGGAUUCAUAGUGAGGUACCUGGCAGAUCCUUUGGUUGGUGGAUUCACAACAGCUGCUGCCUUCCAAGUGUUGGUCUCACAGCUAAAGAUUGUCCUCAAUGUUUCAACCAAAAACUAUAACGGAAUUCUCUCCAUUAUCUAUACUCUAAUUGAGAUUUUUCAAAAUAUUGGUAACACUAAUCUUGCUGAUUUCAUUGCUGGAUUACUCACCAUUAUCAUCUGUAUGGCAGUUAAGGAAUUAAAUGAUCGAUUUAAACACAAAAUCCCAGUCCCUAUUCCUAUAGAAGUGAUUGUGACAAUAAUAGCUACUGCCAUUUCAUAUGGAGUUGACCUGGAAAAAAACUAUAACGCUGGCAUUGUUAAGUCCAUCCCAAGUGGGUUUUUGCCUCCAGCGAUUCCAUCUGUGAGUUUGUUUUCUGAGAUGCUGACUGCAUCAUUUUCCAUCGCUGUGGUCGCUUAUGCCAUUGCAGUGUCUGUAGGAAAAGUAUACGCCAUCAAGUAUGAUUACACCAUCGAUGGGAACCAGGAAUUCAUUGCCUUUGGGAUCAGCAACAUCUUCUCCGGAUUCUUCUCUUGUUUUGUGGCCACCACUGCCCUGUCCCGCACCGCCGUCCAGGAGAGCACUGGGGGAAAGACACAGGUUGCCGGCAUCAUCUCGGCUGGGAUUGUGAUGAUCGCCAUCGUUGCCCUGGGGAAGUUUUUGGAACCCUUGCAGAAGUCGGUCUUGGCAGCUGUUGUAAUCGCCAACCUGAAGGGGAUGUUUAUGCAGGUGUGUGACAUUCCUCGUCUGUGGAGGCAGAAUAAGACUGAUGCUGUUAUCUGGGUGUUUACGUGCGUAGCAUGCAUCAUUCUGGGGCUGGACCUCGGUUUACUAGCUGGCCUUAUAUUUGGAUUUCUGACUGUGGUCCUGAGAGUUCAAUUUCCCUCAUGGAACAGCCUUGGAAGUAUCCCUAGCACAGACAUCUACAAAAGCACCAAGAAUUACAAAAACAUUGAAGAACCUGAAGGAGUGAAGAUUCUGAGAUUUUCUAGUCCUAUUUUUUACGGCAAUGUUGGGUUUAAAAAAUGCAUCAAGUCCACAGUUGGAUUUGAUGCCAUUAGAGUGUAUAAUAAGAGGUUGAAAGCACUGAGGAAAAUACAGAAACUCAUCAAAAAAGGGCAAUUAAGAGCAACAAAGAAUGGCAUUAUAAGUGAUGCUGGUUCAUCGAAUAAUGCUUUUGAGCCGGAUGAAGACAUCGAAAAUCCAGAAGAAUUUGAUAUUCCAACCAAGGAAAUAGAGAUUCAAGUGGAUUGGAACGCUGAGCUUCCAAUCAAAGUGAAUGUUCCAAAAGUGCCAAUCCAUAGCCUCGUGCUUGACUGUGGAGCUGUCUCUUUCCUGGAUGUUGUUGGAGUGAGAUCAUUGCGUGUGAUUGUCAAAGAAUUCCAAAGAAUUGAUGUAAAUGUGUACUUUGCAUCACUUCAAGAUCAUGUGAUAGAAAAGCUGGAGAAAUGUGGUUUCUUUAAUGAUAACAUCAGAAAGGACAUAUUCUUUUUGACUGUCCACGAUGCUGUCCUCCAUCUCCAGAACCAGGUGAAAUCCCAAGAGGUUCAAGAUUCCAUUUUAGAAACGAUCACCCUCAUCCAAGACUGUAAAGAUCCUCUUGAAUUAAUGGAAGCAGAGCUGAUUGAAGAAGAACUUGAUGUCCAAGAUGAGGCUAUGCGAAGACUUGCAUCCUGAAAUUGGGCUCAGG
Messenger RNA from Balaenoptera musculus (blue whale), 2353 nucleotides. It is a transcript of the gene SLC26A4, whose product is annotated as solute carrier family 26 member 4. Gene Ontology annotation, cellular component: membrane. Gene Ontology annotation, molecular function: secondary active sulfate transmembrane transporter activity; chloride transmembrane transporter activity; bicarbonate transmembrane transporter activity. The record is from RefSeq and is a predicted model, not a curated record. Lineage: Eukaryota; Metazoa; Chordata; Mammalia; Artiodactyla; Balaenopteridae. Gene Ontology annotation, biological process: transmembrane transport.